AUACUCCAAUCUUUGGUUAAAUCCCCUCAGAGGUUGAUCCUCAUCUUGUGAUCCAAUCCAUAUAGACUGGAGUUUUGGUUUGGUUAGGUCCACUUCGACCCUCACUUUAGCCAUACUGGGCCGAGUUCUUCCCUCAGUGGCAUUAUCCGUGGUAAGCGGAGUACCGACAGGUGAUAGAAUUUGUCACAGGUAAUACCAGGAAUAGAGGUGAAAAGACAGUUCCGGGAGGAGGAUAGCUCCAGUUUGAAAUCAGAGAUUCAUUAUUUUCGAUGUGGAAGCUGAAGAUAGGAGAAGGUGGAGGGCCAUAUCUGAAGAGUACUAACAACUUUGUUGGAAGACAAAUAUGGGAGUUUGAUCCUAAUGCUGGAACCCUUGAAGAGCGACAAGCUUUCGACAAAGCCCGCCAAGACUUCCACGACCAUCGCCACAAGGGAUAUCAUGCCUGUGCUGAUUUGUUCAUGAGAAUUCAGCUAAAGAAGGAAAGUGGGAUGGACUUGUUGAGCACUCCAGCAGUAAGAAUAAGUGAAAAGGAACAAGUGACAUAUGAAGCUGUCACAAGUGCUGUCAAGAAAGCUCUCCGUCUAAUCCGUGCCAUCCAAGCCAAAGAUGGUCACUGGCCGGCUGAGAAUGCUGGUCCCUUGUUCUUUACUCCUCCUCUUCUCAUUGCCUUAUACAUCAGCGGAGCAAUUAACACCGUUCUAACACAAGAACACAAAACAGAAUUGGCUAGAUUCAUUUACAACCAUCAAAAUGAAGAUGGUGGAUGGGGAUUCUAUAUAGAAGGGCAUAGCACCAUGAUUGGUUCAGCACUUAGCUAUGUAGCCUUACGUUUGUUGGGUGAAGGGCCUGACAUUGAUGAUGAUGGCAAUGGCGCAGUUGCUAGAGGUCGCAAAUGGAUUCUUGAUCAUGGCGGUGCCACUGCAAUUCCUUCAUGGGGGAAAACGUAUUUAUCAGUGCUUGGAGUGUACGAGUGGGAUGGUUGUAAUCCUUUGCCACCAGAGUUCUGGCUUUUCCCUUCAUUUUUUCCUUACCAUCCAGCAAAAAUGUGGUGUUAUUGCCGGACAACGUACAUGCCUAUGUCAUACUUGUAUGGCAGAAAAUACCAUGGACCCAUCACUGAUAUUGUUCUCUCCAUAAGAAACGAAAUUCAUGUCAAACCGUAUGAUCAGAUUGAGUGGAAUAAAGCUCGCAUGGACUGUUGUGCGGAGGAUAUUUACUACCCUCACACCUUCAUCCAAGAUCUCCUUUGGAAUACUUUGGAAUAUUGCAGCGAGCCAAUUAUGAGAUGCUAGCCUUUCACGAAAAUAAGGGAAAAAGCUUUGAGAAAAGCAAUCAAAUACAUGCGCUAUGGCGCAGAAGAGAGCAGAUAUAUGACCAUUGGCUGCGUUGAGAAGAGUUUGCAAAUGAUGUGUUGGUGGGCUCAUGAUCCUAAGUGUGAGGAGUUCAAGUAUCACCUCGCUAGAGUUGCCGAUUAUCUAUGGCUUGCUGAAGAUGGAAUGACGAUGCACAGCUUUGGAAGUCAAUUGUGGGAUUGUUCUCUUUCCACUCAAGCAAUUAUUGCAACUGGAAUGGUGGAGGAAUAUGGGGAUUGUCUAAAGAAAGCGCAUUUCUUUAUAAAAGAAUCACAGGUGAAAGAGAAUCCAAAGGGAGAUUUCAAAGCCAUGUACAGACAUUUCACUAAAGGAUCAUGGACUUUUGCAGACCAAGAUCAUGGUUGGGUUGUCUCAGAUUGUACUGCUGAAGGUCUUCAGUGUCUGCUGUUGCUUGGUCAAAUGCCACCUGAAAUAGUUGGAGAGAAAGUCGAUGUUCAGCGUUUAUAUGAGGCUGUUGACGUGUGCCUUUAUCUACAGAGUCUCGAGAGUGGAGGUUUUUCUAUUUGGGAGCCUCCAAUUCGACAGCCCUAUCUGCAAGUAUUGAAUCCUUCAGAACUUUUUGCUGACAUUGUCGUUGAGCAAGAGCAUCAGGAAAACACUGCUGCUAUAAUCAGGGCUUUUUUAGCAUUCAAACGACUGUAUCCAAGUUACAGGAGAGAAAUUGAAGUGUCUGUGGCAAAGGCAAUUAAAUUUCUUGAACAAAGGCAGAAGCCAGAUGGUUCAUGGUAUGGUUACUGGGGAAUUUGCUUCCUAUAUGGUACAUCCUUUGUCCUAGCAGGUUUAGCGGCUGCUGGGAAGACCUAUGAAAAUAGUGAAGCUGUUCGUGAAGCUGUUAACUUCUACCUAUCAACACAAAAUGAAGAGGGUGGCUGGGGUGAGAGCCUAAAAUCUUGCCCUACAAUGAAAUACACACCACUUGAAGGGAACCGAACAAAUUUGGUACAGACUUCCUGGGCUAUGCUUGGUCUCAUGUAUGCUGGACAGGCUGAGAGGGAUUCGACGCCUUUACACAGAGCAGCAAAGUUAUUGAUUAAUGGACAAAUGGAUGAUGGAGAUUUUCCACAACAGGAUAUUACUGGAGUCUACAUGAAGAAUUGUAUGCUUCACUAUGCCAUGUAUAGGAGCUAUUUCCCGUUGUGGGCACUGGCAGAAUAUCGCCGACGCGUUUGGCAGUCCCAAUGCCUCUAAUUAAUUUUAGAGCUGCCAAAAUUUUUUUCUGCCAAGAAGUAACGAUUUCCCGUGCUUUGUUAAGUGUGCGUUGAAAUGUAAUAAAUGCUACGCAACUAUGUAAUUUCAACAUAUUUUCUAAUCUCCUCUCCGUGCUAAAAAACAAUCUAUUGAUACAAGCUUUUACAUAUAUAAA
This is a messenger RNA of Lycium barbarum (goji berry), 2736 nucleotides long. Its product is annotated as dammarenediol II synthase-like. The record is from RefSeq and is a predicted model, not a curated record. Lineage: Eukaryota; Viridiplantae; Streptophyta; Magnoliopsida; Solanales; Solanaceae. Gene Ontology annotation, molecular function: beta-amyrin synthase activity. Gene Ontology annotation, biological process: triterpenoid biosynthetic process. Gene Ontology annotation, cellular component: lipid droplet.